AUGGAAAAAAAGCUACAUGGUACUGUCGACCAAUACCAAAUCAAAAACUUCGAUUUUAGCAAACUGAGAAAAGGAGACAGUUUGUGCUGUUUCCAGUUAGGAGCUUUCGCAGUAGAUUUUGAUGCACAAGACCUCGCUGAUAAUGGCUGCCUCACCUCGUUGAUUCUGGAGUUAGGGGAAGCAAAUUUGUUCACAAAGCUUAAAAUUGAUUCAUUGAGGUUCAAUCUGAAGAGUGCAGAGAUGGCGACGGCGGCGGCGGGUGGUGGUGCCGGAAAAUCCAACGUCCCAAAAUCCGGCGCGAUCUCGAAAGGAUACAACUUUGCUUCCACCUGGGAACAGUGUGAGCCUGAUAUUGUGGAUUUGAUUAGAGCGCUGUUUUUGAGCUGUUUUGGUGAUAGAUCUGCUGGUCCAUUUGCACUACUUUGUGGAACAUUAAAUGCUCCAUUGACAGAGCAGCAGCAGGCAGCAAUUGUCGCUCUAUCUCAUGCUGUUGCUGAACGACCAUUUCCUCCAAAUUUGGCACCAGAGAAAGUAGCUGGACGUGAAAAUGGUCUGUCUAUUUCAACAAAGCACAGCACCACAGAUGAUUCAGGGACGAUGGAGGCCGCUCUGGUCAACACCAAUCAGUUCUAUAAAUGGUUUGCUGAUCUUGAAGCAGCCAUGAAGUCAGAGACAGAAGAGAAAUACCAGCAUUAUGUACGGACAUUAACUGAGAGGAUACAAACUUGUGACACUAUACUCAAUCAGGUGGAUGAAACCCUCGACUUAUUUAAUGAAUUACAACUACAGCAUCAAGCUGUAGCAACAAAAACGAAAACUCUGCAUGAUGCAUGUGAUCGACUGCUUUUGGAGAAGCAAAGGUUAAUUGAGUUUGCUGAAUCACUCCGUGCUAAGCUCAAUUAUUUUGAUGAACUGGAGAAUGUAAGGAUAUUGAUGAAGUUCCCUCUUUGCCUUGUCAUACAUGUUGCUACCAGCUUUUAUUCUCCAAGUAUGAAUGUAUCACAUGAGAAUUUUCUUCCUCUUCUAAAAAGACUUGAUGACUGCAUAUCGUAUGUCGAGAGUAACCCACAGUAUGCUGAGUGCAAUGUUUACUUGGUCAAGUUUCGGCAGCUUCAGUCCCGUGCUCUAGGAAUGAUUCGUUCUCACGUACUCUCUGUUCUUAAGAAUGCAUCCUCUCAGGUCCAAGCGGCAAUAAGAAGCAGCGCUGGAAACAAAGCAUCUGUCUCCGAGGCUGUUGAGACAUCUAUAAUAUACGUCAGGUUCAAGGCAGCAGCGAACGAGCUUAAGCCAGUAUUGGAGGAAAUUGAAAGUAGAAAGCCAAGAAAGGAAUAUGUUCAGAUUCUUGCUGAAUGCCACAAACUUUACUGUGAACAAAGGCUAUCUUUGGUGAGGGGCAUAGUGCAUCAACGUAUAUCUGAAUUUGCCAAGAAAGAAGCAUUGCCGUCAUUGACUAGAUCUGGGUGUGCAUACUUAAUGCAGAUGUGUCUGCUCGAGCAUCAACUUUUUGACCAUUUCUUUCCUUUAUCUUCAGAGGAUGUUUCAAGUUUGGCCCCUCUGAUAGAUCCACUGUGUACAUACUUAUAUGAUACAUUACGUCCAAGACUUAUCCAUGAAGCAAACCUCGAUGUUCUCUGUGAACUUGUUGAUAUUCUGAAAGUUGAAGUGCUGGCGGAACAAGUAAGUAGAAGAGGAGAGUCACUUGCGGGAUUACGCCCAACACUGGAAAGGACAUUAGCAGAUGUUCAUGAGCGUUUAACUUUUCGUGCUAGAACUCACAUUCGUGAUGAGAUUGCAAAUUACCUUCCUUUGGAUGAAGACCUAGACUACCCUUCUAAACUGGAGCAAUCAGCUGAGACAAAUUCAGAAGCAUCGUCUAGUGCUGAUAAUCCAGAUGUUUCUAGGACUUGGUACCCUCCACUUGAGAAAACUAUAACCUGUUUAUCUAAACUGUAUCGAUGUUUAGAGCCAGCAGUUUUUACUGGUUUGGCGCAGGAAGCAGUUGAAGUUUGCUCUUUGUCCAUUCAGAAAGCUAGCAAACUUGUUGUAAAAAGAUCAUCCACAAUGGACGGACAACUGUUCCUCAUAAAGUUUCUUCUUAUCCUCAGAGAGCAGAUUGCACCAUUUGAUAUUGAAUUCUCAGUUACACACAAGGAGCUUGACUUCUCUCAUUUGCUGGAGCAUUUGAGACGGAUUCUUCGAGGCCAGGCAUCACUAUUUGAUUGGUCAAGGUCUACAUCCUUGGCAAGAACACUCUCUCCACGAAUUUUGGAAAGUCAAAUAGAUGCGAAAAAGGAAUUGGAGAAAAGCCUUAAAGCCACAUGCGAAGAGUUCAUCAUGUCAGUGACUAAGCUGGUCGUAGAUCCUAUGUUGUCUUUUGUCACCAAGGUCACUGCUGUCAAAGUUGCUUUAUCCUCUGGCAGUCAAAAUCAAAAGGAGUCUGCCAUGAGUAAGCCACUCAAGGAUCAAGCUUUUGCUACUCCUGAAAAGGUUGCUGAGAUUGUCCAAAAGGUGGGUUCGGCUAUUCAAGAAGAGCUGCCUAGGGUAAUGGGUAAAAUGAAGCUUUAUCUCCAGAAUCCGGCCACACGCGCCAUACUUUUCAAACCAAUAAAGACAAACAUAGUCGAAGCCCAUAUUCAGGUGCAGACCUUGCUUAAAACGGAAUAUUCUCCCGAAGACAUACAAAGCAUUGUCAAUAUGGUCCCGAUACAAGAUUUGCAGGCGCAACUCGAUAACCUCAUGUGAUCCACUUCUGAUGCAUUGCUUUUGCUUUUAUUAUGGACAAAAAAUAUGGCUAUUUUCUGAGUAAAAUUUCAUAAUAUACCUAUAAUUUUGUAGAUUCAAAUUAGAAUCUUGUGAAUUACUUCUUUAUGUACUAAGGACUGCGAGCUGGUGCAACUGAAGGUAAACAAUUUUCCACCCAUAUAUACAGAUGUUCUUAGGGAUAUGCUGACAAAUACCCUUGAGGUUUGAUCUAACUACCAGAAGAAAGACAAAAGGAAGAAAUGGGCUAACUUUCAAAAUAAAAGUUACCUCUGGUUUUUAAUGUAGUGUUCAUGUAGGGGGUUAAAUAUAGUGCUACUAUAAAUGUUAAAGAAGUUUUUAGAAUUUAUUUUUGCUUGUUUGAAGAUGGUUAAGUGAGAUGAUGAUUAAAUGUAUUAAUUUGAUAAUU
Molecule: messenger RNA, 3169 nt
Organism: Striga asiatica
Lineage: Eukaryota; Viridiplantae; Streptophyta; Magnoliopsida; Lamiales; Orobanchaceae
Source: the annotation of a GenBank genome assembly